AUGGGUAACGAUGGUGGGUCUAUAAACAAGAAUGUGCGGAUUAGAGUCGUGCAGGAGAAAAACAGUGGAGAAGGGACGGGAAAACAAUCGGAGUACUGCUGGACUAAUUGUCGACUUUCGGGACAGCCAUUGAAACCGCCUUUGUUCAGCGAUUACAAAGGCAAUCUAUUUAACAAGGAGGCAAUUCUUGAAUGGCUCUUGGUGAAACCAGAGUAUAAAGCGGAAGAAUAUACACAAGUGAUGAUAGACGCGUUUUCGCAUAUCAGACUACGAAAAGAUGUAGUAGAAAUCACAAACCUUCGAAGACUCGAAAACGGCGCCAUCGGGAUCACUCUAUCAGAUAUAGACUCAGAUACUACGGAUCUUGUCUUGGGAGGUCGCAGGAAGUCAGCCUAUAUCGAUAUUUGCGGGCAUGUGAACACUUUGAAUUCACUGGACAAAAACACGGAAUGUUUCCUUUGCGGGGCCCAUUAUGGUCCAAGUAACGUGGUUAUCAUAAAUCCGUCAGAUCCUCAAGAUAUUGAGAGACUAGAAAAGCGUUAUCAAUCACUGGUAGACCAGAAGCUCUCACACAGCAGAAAGGCUAAGGUAAAAUCAAAGGCAAAGAAGCGUAAAACAACUGCCGUUCAUUCCAGUGAUGAUGCAAAGAAGCACAAAGUGGCUGCCCCGGAAAAAGAGACAACGCAACAAAACUAA
This is a messenger RNA of Kluyveromyces marxianus DMKU3-1042, 696 nucleotides long. RefSeq names its product UPF0549 protein C1D4.09c. The record is from RefSeq and is a predicted model, not a curated record. Gene Ontology annotation, cellular component: nucleus. NCBI's taxonomy places the organism in Eukaryota, Fungi, Ascomycota, Saccharomycetes, Saccharomycetales, Saccharomycetaceae. Gene Ontology annotation, biological process: mitotic DNA replication termination; site-specific DNA replication termination at RTS1 barrier. The coding region runs from base 1 to 696 and encodes 231 amino acids. The transcript has a single exon.